This is a messenger RNA of Grammomys surdaster, 3573 nucleotides long. RefSeq names its product bone morphogenetic protein 2 (gene Bmp2). The coding region runs from base 1201 to 2385 and encodes 394 amino acids. NCBI's taxonomy places the organism in Eukaryota, Metazoa, Chordata, Mammalia, Rodentia, Muridae. Gene Ontology annotation, cellular component: extracellular region. Gene Ontology annotation, biological process: SMAD protein signal transduction; negative regulation of transcription by RNA polymerase II; BMP signaling pathway. The record is from RefSeq and is a predicted model, not a curated record. The transcript has 3 exons. Gene Ontology annotation, molecular function: BMP receptor binding; growth factor activity; cytokine activity.
CGGCCACGGCCGGGAGGGAGCCGGCAGGCGGCGUCUCCUUUAAAAGCCGCGAGCGCCGCGCCACGGCGCCUCCGUCGUCGCCGCCGGAGUCCUCGCCCUGCCGCGCAGAGCCCGGCUCGCACUGCGCCCGCCGCUGCGCUUCCCACAGCCCGCCCGGGAUUGGCAGCCCGGGACAUAGCCUCCCCAGCCGACACCGGCCACCGGACGCCCUCGAGGCGAGCGACGCGAGGAUCACCCGCGGCUUCGAGGGACCCAUACGACACGGAUAGGAGCUCUGAACUGUGCGCGCCUGGCGCUGUGGACUCGGCUGUCCGGGAGAAGCUGGAGUCGCAGACCGACGCUAAGAGCCGGGAGUCCGGAGCACAGUCUUACCCUCAAUGCCCGGCCACUCGGACCAGGGAGUGAGCGCCCAAGGCGAGCAGGCGGAAGAGUGAGCGGACCCCAGGCUGCCACAAAAGACACUUGGCCCGAGGGCUCGGAGCGCGAGGUCACUCGGUUUGGCAGCCCGGGACGCGCGGCUAGACUGUCUCGAGAAUGAGCCCCAGGACGCCGGGGCGCCGCAGCCGUGCGGGCUCCGCUGGCGAGCGCUGAUGGGGGUGCGCCAGAGUCAGGCUGAGGGAUGCGGAGUGGCGGCCCGCCCGCCACCCAGAUCUUCACAGCGCCCUUGCCCGGACCUGGCGUCGCCCACGAUGGCUGUCCCAAGCCAUGGGUCGCGGCCCAGCUAACGCAGAACGUCCGACCCUCGCCCGGCGAGUCUCGGAGCCGGCCCCGCGCCCCGCCAGUGCUGGUCCCUGAGGACGACGACAGCAGCAGCCUUGCCCCAGCCUUCCCUUCCCGUCCCUGCCCCGCACUCCUCCCCCUGCUUGAGGCUGUGUGUCAGCACUUGGCUGGAGACUUCUUGAACUUGCCGGGAGAGUGACUUGGGCUCCCCACUUCGCGCCGGUGUCCUCGCCCGGCGGAUCCAGUCUUGCCGCCUCCAACUCGGUCACCUCUCUGUUCCUCGACCGGCUGGGCCCACCCCAAGACACGGACGGUUCCCCACGGGGAGAACACCCGGAGAAGGAGGAGGCGAAGAAAGGCAACCGAAGCCCAGUCGCUGCUCCAGGUCUCUCGGACAGAGCUUUUUCCAUGUGGAGACUCUCUCAAUGGACGUGCCCCCUAGUGCUUCUUAGACGGACUGCGGUCUCCUAAAGGUCGACCAUGGUGGCCGGGACCCGCUGUCUUCUAGUGUUGCUGCUUCCCCAGGUCCUCCUGGGCGGCGCGGCCGGCCUCAUUCCGGAGCUGGGCCGCAAGAAGUUCGCCGCGGCAUCCGGCCGCCCCCUGUCCCGGCCUUCGGACGACGUCCUCAGCGAGUUUGAGUUGAGGCUGCUCAGCAUGUUUGGCCUGAAGCAGAGACCCACCCCCAGCAAGGACGUCGUGGUGCCCCCCUAUAUGCUAGACCUGUACCGCCGGCACUCGGGCCAGCCAGGAGCGCCCGCCCCAGACCACCGGCUGGAGAGGGCAGCCAGCCGCGCCAACACCGUGCGCAGCUUCCAUCACGAAGAAGCCAUGGAAGAGCUUCCAGAAAUGAGUGGGAAAACGUCCCGACGCUUCUUCUUCAAUUUAAGUUCUGUCCCCACUGAUGAGUUUCUCACAUCUGCAGAACUCCAGAUUUUUCGGGAACAGAUGCAGGAAGCUUUGGGAAACAGUAGUUUCCAGCACCGAAUUAAUAUUUAUGAAAUUAUAAAGCCUGCAACAGCCAGCUUGAAAUUUCCUGUGACCAGACUGUUGGACACCAGGCUAGUGAAUCAGAACACAAGUCAGUGGGAGAGCUUCGAUGUCACCCCAGCUGUGAUGCGGUGGACUGCACAGGGACACACCAACCAUGGGUUUGUGGUGGAAGUGGCCCACUUGGAGGAGAAGCCAGGUGUCUCCAAGAGACAUGUGAGGAUUAGCAGGUCUUUGCACCAAGAUGAACACAGCUGGUCACAGAUAAGGCCACUGCUAGUGACUUUUGGCCAUGAUGGAAAAGGACAUCCACUCCACAAACGAGAAAAGCGUCAAGCCAAACACAAACAGCGGAAGCGCCUCAAGUCCAGCUGCAAGAGACACCCUUUGUAUGUGGACUUCAGUGAUGUGGGAUGGAAUGACUGGAUCGUGGCCCCUCCGGGCUAUCAUGCCUUUUAUUGCCAUGGGGAAUGUCCUUUUCCCCUGGCCGAUCACCUGAACUCCACUAACCAUGCCAUAGUGCAGACUCUGGUGAACUCUGUGAAUUCCAAAAUCCCUAAGGCGUGCUGUGUCCCCACUGAGCUCAGCGCAAUCUCCAUGUUAUACCUAGAUGAAAAUGAAAAGGUUGUGUUAAAAAAUUAUCAGGACAUGGUUGUGGAGGGUUGCGGGUGUCGUUAGCACAGUAAGGAUAAAUAAAUAAAUAUAUAUAUAUAUAUAUAUUUUAGAAAAAGAAAACACCCUACUCCCCCUGUCCCCCCAAAAAACCAGCUGACACUUUAAUAUUUCCCAAUGAAGACUUUAUUUAUGGAAUGGAAUGGAAAAAGAAACACAGCUAUUUUGAAAAUAUAUUUAUAUCUACGAAAAGAAGUUGGGAAAACAAAUAUUUUAAUCAGAGAAUUAUUCCUUAAAGAUUUAAAAUGUAUUUAGUUGUACAUUUUAUAUGGGUUCAACUCCAGCACAUGAAGUAUAAUGGUCAGAGUUAUUUUGUAUUUAUUUACUAUUAUAACCACUUUUUAGGAAAAAAAUAGUUAAUUUGUAUUUAUAUGUAAUCAGAAGAAAUAUCGGGUUUGUAUAUAAUUUUCAAAAAUAAUUGUAGUUGUUUUUCAGUUGUGUGUAUUUAAGAUGCAAAGUCUACAUGGAAGGUUACUGAGCAAAGUGCUUGCACAUUUGCUGUCUGUUGUCUGCAGCACUACUGUUAAAGUUCACAAGUUCAAGUCCAAAAAAAAAAAAUGGAUAAUCCACUCUGCUGACUUUCAAGAUUAUUAUAUUAUUCAAUUCUCAGGAAUGUUGCAGAGUGGUUGUCCAGUCCGUGAGAACUUUCAUUCUUAUUAGGGGGAAUAUUUGGAUAAGAACCAGACAUUACUGAUCUGACAGAAAAGCUCUCGCCGACCUCCCUGCAGAAUGAACAAAGCAGGACCAGGGAAAAUAAUUAGGAAAACUGUGACCAUGUCAGGAAGUGAUAAUGGCAUCUUGUUCUUUCUUAAACCUAUCCCUUCCAGGGGGGCUGAUCUGGCCAAAGUACUAAAUAAAUUAUAAUAUUUCUUCUUUAUUAACAUUGUAGUCAUAUAUAUGUACAAUUGAUUAUCUUAUGGCCCUCAUUAAGAAGUGGAAAUUGACUUGUAUUUUGUGUUUACCCUAUCAGCAAGCUCUUUCUUCUCCAAAGCACCCAAUUUUCUACAUUUGCCUGACACGCAGCAAAAUUGAGCAUGUGUUUCCUGCCUACACCCUGUUCUCUGACCUAUCAGCUUGCUUUUCUUUCCAGGGAUAUGUGUUUGAACAUAUUUCUCCAAAUGUUAAACCCGUUUCAGAUAAUAAAUAUCAAAAUUCUGGCAUUUCAUCCUAUAAAACCUAAUCCGUGAGAGCAAA